Messenger RNA from Echinostoma caproni, 654 nucleotides. The record is from the annotation of a GenBank genome assembly. Lineage: Eukaryota; Metazoa; Platyhelminthes; Trematoda; Plagiorchiida; Echinostomatidae.
UCUCAAUCACUCAGACUUACAACAAACCACUAUUACGUAAUCACAAUGCUAAUUUUUUGGCGAUUAGUGAAACACUGCUUAUUCGAUUAUAUCACCCGACCUUAUGCGCACAAAAGGGGGACUCAAUUCUUCACAUUUCCCAUGCUCCAUUCGGUUCCAUCUGUCUUCCAGAUUGCCUUUUGGCUUAUUGAGAAAAACUUCCGUGUCCUUAUUGCUGCCUGUGAUACUUUUCGUUCGGGUGCGGUGGAACAGUUGCGCACACACGUACACAAAUUGAACUACAUUCAUCCACAAGGCUACGGCCGUGAUGCUGCCUCGAUCGCGCGCUCAGCCAUUAAUUACGCUCGUGAUCGUCAUUUGGAUGUUGUUCUGGUCGAUACAGCCGGUCGUAUGCAAGACAAUGAACCAUUGAUGCGUGCGUUGGCCUCGCUCAUUCAUCUUAAUCAACCUGAUCUCGUUCUGUUUGUCGGGGAGGCUCUGGUUGGAAAUGAAGCAGUGGAUCAGUUGGUCAAAUUCAACCAAUCCCUGGCCGAUCACAGUCACGCCAGUAAACCGCGUACUAUAGAUGGCAUUGUGUUGACUAAAUUCGAUACGAUCGAUGACAAGGUAAGUGAGUCGCAUUCCAAGCGAUUUCUUCGCCUGUAUCUAAGGUGA